AUGAAACAUUCAGGCCAGGCUAGUGGCAUCUGUUGCGUGGCCCUUGCUAGAGAAACUUUUAACAAAAAAUUCCCUUUUUCAAAAGUUGCAAGGCCACAGACUGAAAAAACUGGUCAGCCAAUUGAGUUUGCUAAUCUGUUUCCAGUUAACAAAGCACAGGGCCUCUUUCCAAGGCCAGCUGUUCCGUCUCAUUUGCUGAGGAGAAGAAAGCCUGGAUGGCUUGCUUAUUUAUUUAUCAGUCUCUUUUACAAGGGUGUUACCAACUGGGCUGGUUUCCUGGAUCUAGUCCCUGCUUUGUUUCUCAUUAGGGAGUGUGGCUUUUACAACCCCCAGUGA
Molecule: messenger RNA, 336 nt
Organism: Rangifer tarandus platyrhynchus (Svalbard reindeer)
Lineage: Eukaryota; Metazoa; Chordata; Mammalia; Artiodactyla; Cervidae
Source: the annotation of a GenBank genome assembly